GCGCGGAAGACAAUGAGCUUCUAACCCCAGCUUGUUCAAUUAAGCCUGGAGGCUUGUUGUUUUUUUGUGCGGGGGUGGGCCUGGUUUUGCGCUUUCUGGCUUUGGUGGGUGGACCGCAUUGUGUACUUGGGAGUGAGGUAUGCCUGUAUAUUAAACCUGUCCACACUGCUACCACUUUUUACUGAUGUUCAUAAACAUGACUGUACUGCUGCCAUCGCUGAAAAGGUACUGCCACAAAGUGAUUUGAAAGAUGUACCAUUAUCUGACCCUGACAUGAUGCUUUUUGUCGAUGGCUCCAGUUAAAAAAAAAAAAAAAAAUCUAGAUUGCACAAAUGCAACCGGAUAUGCAGUAGUGACACAAUGAAAUCUUAGAAGCUAGGCCAUUACCAAAACAUUAUUCAGCACAAGUAGCAGAACUUGUAGCACUGACAAGAGCAUGCAUACUAUCAAAAGGGAAGUCCGUAAACAUAUACACUGAUAGUCAAUAUGCAUUUUCAACAGUACAUGUUUUUGCACAACAAUGGAAAAACAGGGGGAUGGUGACCUCUAGUGGUAAGCCAAUUUCACACACAGACUUCAUUUUAGAACUCUUGGAUGCAAUCCAAUUACCAAAAGAGCUUGCAAUAUGUAAAUGUCAAGCACACACAAAACAUACAGACCCCAUUUUGAAGGGAAAUUAAAGGACAGAUGAAGCGGACAAAAUAGCGGCACAAGUAACGCAUCAAAUAAUGACAGAACUGGAAAUCCUAGCGAUAGAUCAUACAGUCCUUACUGAUAUGCAGCAGAAUGCACCCCCCAGGGAGAAACAAUAUUGGAAAACAAAAGGUUGCACAAUAAUAGAUAACAUUUACACAUCACCUGAAGGAAAACCGGUAUUGCCAAAAUCCCUAUUUAGGUAUGCAGCAGUGUUGACACAUGGAGUAACUCAUGUGUCAAACAGGGGGAUGACUGAGAUGUUGAAUAAAGUAUGCACAGCCUAUGGUUUCACCAACUACUCAAAAACUUUUUAUUCUCAAUGCCUUAUAUGUGCAAAACAUAAUGCUCAGGGAGGCAUAAGACCACGGAAAGGAAAGUUCCCCAAACCGCAAUAUCCAUUCCAACACAUUUGUAUGGAUUUUAUUGAAUUGGACAAAUGUGAAAGGAAAAAAUAUUGUUUGGUUAUCAUAGACGCCUUGACCAAAUGGGUGGAGGUAUUCCCGACAGGAAGUGAGGACACACAGACUGUGGCCAAAGCAUUACUAAGAGAUAUAAUUCCUAGGUUUGGAAUCCCUGAAAAGAUUUACAGUGAUAAUGGAUCCCAUUUUGUAAAUAAAACUAUACAACAUUUGACAGAAGUGAUGGGUAUCCAAGUAGAAAACCAUUGCGCCUACCACCCCCAAUCGGCUGGAUUGGUGGAGAGACACAAUGGGAUCCUGAAAAACAAUAAACUGAGAAAAGCUAUGGAGGAAACAGGUAAAAAAAUUGAAUGUACUGCCUACCAUUAGCUGUGACUAGCAUGCAUAUUACACCCACAUAGGAAAGUUUAAGCCCAUUUGAAAUGAUACAUGGAAGGUCAUAUAGAAUACCCCAACUACUAAAUGAAACACGGUUGAAGAAUCUGAAUGUACCUUAGCAGAAUAUAUGUCUAAGUUGUUGAAACAGAAACAAAGUAAGGAGGUCUGUUCUAUCCCAGAAGGUUCAAUCUAAGGAGAAGAGAAAAUCCAUAUCGGAGACUGGGUCCUAAUAAAAGUAAUAAAAAGGAAACAUUGGCACUGGCCUAAGUGGGAGGGGCCAUAUCAGGUUCUUCUUACCACUCCCACGGCAAUAAGGAUUGCAGAGAGGUCUACCUGGACUCACCAGUCCCAUUGCAAAAAGGUUUUACAGGCAGAGCAGGGUCAGUUGGCGGCAGAGCUCUGGUAAAGUCCGGCUACAAAGGGAGGUUCUGCACAAGGUGGGGCUUAUCUCAAACCGGCGAAGAACUCCAUUACCUUACCCCCCAGGGCUCUGUAGCUGGUUAGGAUGAAAGGGACAGUAAUUAUCUUGGGUCUACUGGUGACUCUAGGUGAGACGUCUAUACGUGGAGGCAGAAACUGGAAAGAAAAGGAACCUCUAGAAUGGGCAAGUACGGGGAAGGCCUUGAACUUAACCUUCAUAGAAGGGGAAACUAGUACAAUUUUAGUUGAUUUUUGCCAAAUGGUGGAUUGUAGGGACAUGACUGAAGCAAGAAGGCUCCAAUGGGCAGAUAAAUAUAUUUGUUAUCUUGCAAGUGGAACUGACUGUUCAGUAUGGAACCAGGCCCUGUGGACCACAGCACACCAAGAUUGGGGGUACAACAUUCUAGGCAUAAAUGGUUUAAAAGAAAGACUCACAAUAACAAAGGCAGCCAAUUCCCCCUGUACACAUGGUAGAGAUUGCAACCAAUUGCUGAUAACAUUGAAAGAACCUAAAAGAACGGAUCAACGGUUGUAUUCUAUGGGAGCAUGGGUGUCAGGAACAGAUCCUUUAGGUAAAUUUUUCCUCGAGGUAUUACCCCCCAAUGUGAUCAAACAGGAAAAGGUAGACACGGAAGGAAAAGAAGAAGGCCAUACUAAAAUAGAAGUUCUGAGUAACACUAUAAGAUUUACUAACCUAACAGUAGAAGAUGCCAUAGCUUUGGAGACGGGUUACCAAGAAAAAAAUGAGUGGUUAGAAUGGUUGAGGUACACAGUUAAAACUCUAAAAAAGGAAAACUGUUUAGUUUGUGCUGGAGCUAGACCACAUUUAGCAACGGUCCCUUUUCCUCUAGAUUACAAUACAGAUCCAGAAGGUUUAAAAUGUAUGCUGCGGUUGUAUAAUAAGAGUUAUAAACCAGAAACAAAUUCUACCUGUCACACAUUGAGUUUGUUGUUUCCCCCAGUGCAGAGACCUCAGAUACCUCCAGCGGUUGCUACGUAUCCGGGCAAUUUUACUUGUUUUGCACUCCCAGGGAACAGUAGCGCGGUGGAUCUUGGGUCACUACCUGAUGACUGCUGUAUGGAGAGGAUUAACAAGGAACAUGGUGACUGGGUGGAACAUGACAUUCAGAGAGCUGAUGUCUGGUGGAUGUGUGGGGAUAAGAAACUGCGAGCUAGGGUCCCGGCCAAUGCCCAAGGGGAUUGUGCUAUGGUCCAGCUGGUUAUGCCCCUGAGAAUCCUGCCAGAACACCCGUGGACUAAGAGUCACCAACGGUAUCGAAGGGACACCUCUCCCAAAGGGUCAUUUGACUCCCAGAUCUACAUAGAUGAGAUUGGAGUCCCUCGAGGGGUGCCGAAUGAGUUUAAGGCCAGGAAUCAGGUAACGGCAGGGUUUGAGUCUCUUUUCUGGUGGGUGACUAUAAAUAAAAAUGUCGACUGGAUUAACUAUAUAUACUACAACCAACAACGAUUUGUAAACUAUACCAGGGAUGCUGUAAAAGGCCUAGCAGAACAGAUGGGCCCCACCUCUCUGAUGGCAUGGCAGAACCGAAUGGCCCUAGAUAUGAUUCUAGCUGAAAGAGGAGGGGUAUGCAAAAUGUUUGGUAGCAUGUGUUGCACCUUUAUCCCUAACAAUACUGCUCCUGGGGGGACCGUGACCAAAGCCCUGGAAGGACUAACUGCUCUAUCGAAUGAAUUGGCAGAAAACUCAGGUAUUAACGAUCCAUUCACAAACUGACUUAUCACAUCAUGUUUUAUCUAAUUUGCUGUGGUUUUGAUUGUUUUGGUCACUUGCGGAUGCUGCUGCAUUCCCUAUAUUCGAGGACUUUCACAAAGACUGAUUGAAACUGCAAUCUCAAGAACGAUGUAUCAAGCCGUUCCUACCUCGGAGGAGACCUAUGUGGACAUUGAAGCUCAACUUAAUGACAUACAGUCCGAAAAUGUAUAACACGGGGACUAUUAUCCAAAUGUGUUGAGAUAAAAAUAGACACAUGAGGAGGGAAUGUUAGAAAAGUUUUGUUUGUGUGUCUAUUUAAAACAGAGCUGACACUCAUUCUUCUAAUAUGGCUUCCGAGCACAUGUUACUAACUGGUUAUAUUCUUUUGUUCUUAAUAACCCCAUACGUAAUGUAUAGAUAACAGAUUGUACAGGAAGCUCUGUUUGGUAAUAAAGUGCCAGUCUGUGCCAGGUACAGAUAGACCUUCCUUAGCUAAUUUAGCCAAUAAGAAGUGUUAUCGUUGUUUCACUGUAAGGAUGAGAAGGUGGGGGCUCCUCUCUUCUCACUCUCUUUUGCUUUUUCUCUCAACUUGUAAGCAUCACUAAAAUGUAUUGCUGCAUUUUGAAUUAAAUUAUCUUCCCUUUCAAACA
Rana temporaria (common frog) is the source of this 4277-nucleotide messenger RNA. RefSeq lists its product as uncharacterized. NCBI's taxonomy places the organism in Eukaryota, Metazoa, Chordata, Amphibia, Anura, Ranidae. The record is from RefSeq and is a predicted model, not a curated record.